Messenger RNA from Arachis stenosperma, 1652 nucleotides. RefSeq names its product receptor-like protein EIX2. The transcript has 3 exons. The record is from RefSeq and is a predicted model, not a curated record. NCBI's taxonomy places the organism in Eukaryota, Viridiplantae, Streptophyta, Magnoliopsida, Fabales, Fabaceae. The coding region runs from base 31 to 1299 and encodes 422 amino acids. Gene Ontology annotation, molecular function: protein binding.
CUUAACUUGAAAUAUUGUGUGGUUGGAGUGAUGAUGAUGAAUGGUGUAGUUUAUGCGGUGUUGAUGGUGCAGUUACUUGCAUGGACCAGCAGUGCAGUGGCGGUGCCAAGUGGGAAGUGCAUUGAGAGUGAAAGGCAAGCUCUGCUUUCUCUCAAACGUGGCUUCAAUGUGAGCGAUGAUGAUGAUUGGCUGUCUUCAUGGGGAGAUGGGGAGCAGCAGAAGGAGUGUUGCAACUGGGAAGGCGUCAACUGCAGCAACAGCACAGGCCAUGUUGUCAUGCUUCAUCUUCAUGGUGAUGGUUACACUCGUGGAUCCAUAAGCCCAUCACUCAAUAAUAAGUUGUCGGGAACAAUACCAACCUGGAUUGGAGAUAAUAUGCCAAAGCUACUUGUACUUAUCUUACAUUCCAAUAAUUUUCAUGGUAACAUUCCAUUAAGCAUGUGCAAUCUUCAUGAACUCCAUGUCUUGGACCUCUCUCUGAAUAUUCUGUCUGACAGUAUACCUAAAUGCAUAAGUAAUCUGUCUGCUAUGGCCACUCAAGCAAAUUCAAAUCCAACCAUUAUUGAUUACUAUCAUUAUGAGUAUGUCAGUGUUUAUAGGCGUACUGACGCUGCUGUACGUAAAUUUUCCGGAGUUUAUAAUGAUAGCGCAUCACUGACAUGGAAAGGGAAAAUGUCAAAAUAUGGAAGCACCCUGGGAUUGUUGAGAAGUAUUGAUUUCUCCAGCAAUGGGUUAACAGGGGAAAUACCAAGUGAGAUGAUGAAUCUUAUUGGCUUGGUUUCUUUAAAUCUUUCAAGAAACUUGUUUAGUGGACACAUUCCUCCGACUGUUGGACAGCUGAAGUCAAUAGAUUUUCUUGAUCUAUCCAGAAAUCAUUUGUCAGGAACAAUUCCUUCACAACUUGCUCAGAUUGACCGUCUCAGUGUUCUUGAUUUGUCAUACAAUGAUUUAUCUGGAGAAAUUCCACUUGGCGCACAACUUCAAACUAGGGAUGCAUCUGCUUAUGCAGGAAAUCCAAAACUUUGUGGUGCUCCUCUCAACAAUACUUGUCCCAUUCGUGGUCACCAGAUCAGUGAACAUGAUGCUGAUGGUGAUGAUGAACAAUUUGUAACCGAGGGAUUCUACAUUGCUGUGGCUGUUGGAUUUGUUAUGGCAUUUUGGGGAGUUUGCUUCUCAUUGAUUUUGAAGAAAUCUUGGAGAUAUGCUUAUUUCAAGUUGUUGAGUGAUGUCUAUGACAAGCUCUAUGUAUUUGUUGCAAUUAAGGUGGCCAAAUUAAAAAGGAUCAUAUCUCAAGUAUGAAGGCAAAAGAGUACACCGUAUCUUGUGUUGAAAAUUAGAAGAGCUUUGUUUGUGAUACAGCCAGAAUCUUCAUGCAUGUGUAUCCAUUUGUUAGUGAUGCUGUUAAUAUAGUAAGUGUUAUGUUUGCAUAUUUUAGCCCUGUUUAGGUUUUCUGCUGUAGCUGCAGAGUGGAGUGUGAAGAGGAUGCUUUUUCAUAUUUCACCUAUAUUGCAUAAUAUUUGUUAUAUGGGUAAUGGGUGUGAUUGUGAAACUUGGCCUUGUUUUAUUGCUGUCAUUUAUUUUCAGGGACGAUGUUAAGUGUUAGUUACUAUGGAAGUGCUUAUGGACUUGUGGUAGUUCAGUUUUUGUUCGGU